Messenger RNA from Emys orbicularis (European pond turtle), 4091 nucleotides. RefSeq names its product sirtuin 1 (gene SIRT1). Gene Ontology annotation, cellular component: nucleoplasm; nucleus; nuclear inner membrane. NCBI's taxonomy places the organism in Eukaryota, Metazoa, Chordata, Testudines, Emydidae. The transcript is spliced from 9 exons. The coding region runs from base 1 to 2229 and encodes 742 amino acids. Gene Ontology annotation, molecular function: p53 binding; NAD+ binding; histone deacetylase activity, NAD-dependent. Gene Ontology annotation, biological process: negative regulation of DNA-templated transcription. The record is from RefSeq and is a predicted model, not a curated record.
AUGGCGGACGAGGAGACUCUGCUCCUCCAAGUUCGUAGCGGCCGCUGCGCUGCGGCCGAGGGUGCCGAGCCCCUUCCUAAGCGCCAGCGCCUGGACUCGGAAGACAGCGGCGGGCGGGGCUCGGGGAAGGGCCUAGGCCAAGAACGAGGGGUUGGGACGGCGCCCACCACAGGCUCCGCGACUAGGGCGGCGGCGGUGGUGAGGCUGCAGGGGGAGGGAGCGGCGGGCUGGAGCGGCGGGGAGAACGGGGCCGGGCUGCGGGGCCUGCCCCGCGAGGAGCCGCCUCCGCAGCAACAGGGGGAGGGGGCGGAGACGGCGCCCAGUGGAGACGCGGUGGAGACGGCCAUUGGCUACAGACGGUCGCAGUGUUCACACGGGGCGGCCGAGGCGGCUGCCCCGCAUCCUGAUGACAUCCUUUUUAGUGAUGAAAUCAUAGCCAAUGGUUUCCAUUCCUGUGAUAGUGAUGAAGAUGACAGAGCCUCACGUGCAAGCUCUAGUGACUGGACUCCAAGACCACGUAUAGGUCCCUACACUUUUGUUCAACAACAUCUAAUGAUAGGCACAGACCCACGGACAAUUCUGAAGGAUUUGCUUCCAGAAACAAUCCCUCCUCCUGAACUGGAUGAUAUGACUCUGUGGCAGAUUGUUAUAAACAUUCUUUCAGAACCACCAAAAAGGAAAAAACGAAAAGAUAUUAAUACUAUUGAGGAUGCUGUGAAACUUUUACAAGAGUGCAAAAAAAUAAUUGUCUUGACUGGAGCUGGGGUGUCUGUUUCUUGUGGAAUACCUGACUUUCGAUCAAGAGAUGGCAUCUAUGCACGCCUUGCAGUAGAUUUUCCAGACCUUCCAGAUCCUCAAGCAAUGUUUGAUAUAGAAUACUUCAGAAAGGAUCCAAGACCGUUUUUUAAAUUUGCAAAGGAAAUAUAUCCUGGACAGUUCCAACCAUCUCUCUGUCAUAAGUUCAUAGCUUUGAUGGACAAAGAAGGAAAACUACUUCGCAACUAUACUCAGAACAUAGACACACUGGAACAGGUUGCAGGAAUCCAAAGGAUAAUUCAGUGUCAUGGUUCCUUUGCAACAGCUUCCUGCCUCAUCUGUAAAUACAAAGUUGACUGUGAAGCUGUUCGAGGAGACAUUUUUAAUCAGGUUGUUCCAAGAUGUCCCAGGUGUCCACCUGAUGAACCACUUGCCAUCAUGAAGCCAGAGAUAGUGUUCUUUGGAGAAAACUUACCUGAGCAGUUCCAUAGGGCCAUGAAGUAUGACAAAGAUGAAGUUGAUCUCCUUAUUGUUAUUGGGUCUUCACUGAAAGUAAGACCAGUAGCAUUGAUUCCAAGUUCCAUCCCCCAUGAAGUGCCUCAGAUCUUAAUUAAUAGGGAACCUUUGCCUCAUCUACACUUUGAUGUGGAACUUCUUGGAGACUGUGAUGUCAUUAUUAAUGAAUUAUGUCAAAGGCUAGGUGGUGAAUAUACAAAACUUUGCUAUAACUCUGUAAAACUUUCAGAAAUAACAGAAAAGCCCUCACGAAUGCACAAGGAAUUUGAAAUGCAUUCAGCUGAGUUACCACCUACCCCUUUAAAAAUUUCUGAAGACUCUAGUUCACCGAACAGUAUGACACCACCAGAUCCUUUAGUGGUACUUUCAGAGCAUCCAACUGAAGGUAAGGCAGAAAAUGUUGAUCCUCCCUCAGAAUCUAAAGAGAAUUGCAUGGAGGAUAAAUUGCAAGAAGUUCAAGCAUGCUCAGAAAACUCUGAAAGUAUUACUGGCCAGCUAAUGAACUCAGAACAUCUGAAGGAUAAUAGAUCUAACAAGGAGGAAAAUAAAGAGAAAAAUGAAAUAACUUCAUCAGUUGAAACAUUGAGAAAAUGUUUGGCAAACAGAUUUGCAAAAGAACAAAUUAGCAAGCGGCUUGAUGGUACUCAAUACUUAUUUUUACCACCAAAUCGCUACAUUUUCCAUGGGGCUGAGGUUUACUCAGACUCUGAAGAUGAUGUCCUAUCUUCUAGUUCUUGUGGAAGUAGUAGUGAUAGUGGUUCUUGUCAUAGUCCAAGCUUAGAUGUUGAAGAUGAAAGUGAGAUUGAAGAAUUCUAUAAUGGCAUGGAGGAGGAGGAUGCUCCAGAGAGAGAAGAGGAGACUGGAUUUGGGGAAGAUGGAGUUGUUCAAGAUGCAGUUGGUGAACCAGCUUAUAUAAAUGAAGCUGCAGGAAUUGAUCGUCCAUCAAACAAAUUGUAAAGUAAUCAUUGACUGGUUACAGGAACUUUCCCACCAGCAUUAGGAGCUUUGGCAUGUUGGAAUGAAUGUUUACUUCUGAACUUAGAGCAAGGAAUCCAUACGGAUGUAACGUUUAUAAACAACUAAAACAGAUUUUCAUGCAGUUUUUUUUUAACUUUUUUCAAUAAAAUUUUGUAACUGCAUUCAACACUAAUUUUUUUUAUUUUAAAAAGGUACUAAGAGUAUCUUUAAGCAAUUGUCACUAUGUUCACUUUUAUUAAGUUCAUUUGUGUGAUCAGGCAUCUGUGUGUAUGGGUGUAUAUAUAUAUAAACAGUAUUUUUGCUUAAUGAAUUUCAACAUAUAUUAUUUUUAAACAGUUUUGAAAAAGCCAUUGGAAUGUUAAACUAAUAUAAAGGGAACAGCUAAUCUAGACCAAAGAAUGGUAUUUUUACACCUCGUGGUUUAUAACAGUUUGGUUUAUUUAUAAGCUCUUUAUGCUUCUGCUAAAUCUUUCGUUCUUUUACAAUCUGUCAUUAAACACUGGCAUUUUCCAAGACUUUCUGUGGCAGCUACUUUUUGCUUUGUUACUUUGUAUAUUUGAGACAGUGUCAGUAGAUAGUUAAAAAUAAAACAAGACAGAGAGCACUUGAAAAUGUUUUUGCCUUUCUGAGACUUAUAUAAAGUGCUCUGAAGAGGAUCAUGCUUAAUUAGCGUUUUUGAAGGAUGACUGAUAUUUCCUGUGGACAUGAAGCAUUUUCUAUAUUGGCUCAUAAAACUAUAACAAGACAGUAAGAAAUGUUAUGAAAAUAUUUGUUUCUAUUAAAGAAACAAAUUGGAUCCUCUAACUGCAGAAGUUUUUCAAGUUAAUGUAUAAAAGGUCUAUCCGUGUAGUACUGCUUGCAUAAAUCCUUUCUGAUAAACUGCCAAGAUGUUAAAAUGCAAGCUAUUAUGAAAUUGUAAAUCUCUUACUUCCAGGAGAAUGUAAGUAGGGGAAGAUCUUUUCCCAAAUAUUUGAGUGCUUAUCAUUUAAACUAGUUUCUCCCCUUCCUAUUACACAAAAAGCUGGCAAUUAGCUGCUUACACUUCUAAAGUAAUUGGUAAAAUGCAGUGUAACCAUAACUCAACCAGAAAGUGUGCCUCUUUGAGGUUCUGUCUCUUGUUUGGAGAAUGAUACCUUAUUACCUACUAGUUCGGUGUUUUUGUACUAGAAAGCAAAGCAGCUACUGAAAUUGGCUCCUACAGCGUAUCUUCAAAUGCUAGGUCACCAUUUUUUUUCAACUGCAGAUUUGUUUCCAUGCUUUUAGAAUUAAAUAUUUUGUAAAAUUGCACAGUAUAGUAGUAAGUGAAGCAUUUGUUUUCUAUAAACCACUUCCAUGCAACACUGACCCAAAAGAACUCUACAGACAUAGAUUAUUCAUACUUUGCUUGAAUAUUUAUUACAUUUUGGAAUAUAUAUAUAGUAGCUGUUCUUUAAACAUAAAAUUUGUUAAGUAAUUCAGAGACUUUCAAAUGUAUUAAGAAUGGCCUUCUGUGUUCAUCUAAAAAAUGUUCACAUGUUGUCUCAUGGUCCAAAUUUUAAGACAGAUUUCAUUUGGCUACAUUAAAGAAUGCAGUAUGUUUAGUUUUCACUUGCAUGUCACAAUGUAUUAGUUUGUGCUAUAGGAGAUAUUUUAAAUUGAAAGAUUUUGUUUUAAAUUAUUUUUACAGUGAGGAUUGUUUUCUGCUUUUAUAUUGUAUAUAGCGUCUUUUAUGUAAUCUACUGACAUACAUUUUGUAGAAGACUGUUUAAAAUGACUGGCUCUCUUCCUGCAACUUUUGAAAUACAAACCCGUGUUUUAUACUUGUACACUCUGUUCUAAAGUCUAUUAAAAUUGUCAUUUGA